CAGACAAUGAAAACAAGCCUUUGAAGGUGCAGCAUCUUCUGCUAGCGUUGCCUCGACCCACCUCCGGCCUCCGGGACCGACAUGGCCUCAUCUUCUCGGGACAUGGGGAUGUAGUCUUCAGGAUGCGGCCCUCCCGGAUCUCCCGUUUGCUCCUGCUCGCCUGGACCCUGGCGCUUCCGGAGGUGUUGGCCAAAUCCCUGCCAGAUCAGUUCGAGGUGCAAAUCAAGGUUCAAGUGUUCGACAGCAGCAAUCUGUCUCUGCUCCCCAACGCUCUCGUCCAAGUGCAUGGUAAUCAGACGGUGCUGGCGACGGGAACAGCAGGCAGCGAUGGCGUCCUAAGGGUCAGCUUCAAGUACCACACCGGCUCCUGGGUCGUCAUCACGGCCUCCAAGCAGGACUACGUCACCAACUCUGUGCCGUGGCAGUCGGGUCGAGUCCCCUUGUACGCAGCCGUGAGUCUGUACCUGCUGGCCCAGAGACCAGGAACUCUCAUUCUCUACGAUGACGUACUGCAGGUGGUGGCCGGGUCUCCAGGUGGUCGGAACCAGCCAAUGGUGCAGCUCCAGAGAAAGUCCCUGCAGCUACCGCCUACCUCCAACUACACCGCCCUUUCGGCGGUGCUGACAACGGCCCGGAAUCAGUAUGAAAUUGGAGGGUUCCCAUUUCUGCUGGGCAAGGAGACCAACAGCUCAGGGGCGGAGACAGGCUGGACUGAUCUGACUGCACUGGCCGUGGCCAGUAUCCAGCUCUAUGACAGAGAUGGCAGCCCAGUCCAGGUCUCAGACUCAAUCCAUGUCUCGGUUCCGCUCCCGACGGACACCCGGAACCAUAUGGCGACGAGCGUUCCUGCCUGGCUCUAUCAGCCAAAAACUGGACUCUGGGUGAGAAAUGGCACUGGCUACAUUCAAAAAGAAGGAUCACAAUACGUUUGGAACAUCGUUGUUCCUCAGAUGGGAUACUGGUUAGCUGCUUUUCCAACCUCUUCAGGAUUCAGUCUCGGUCAUCCGGGUCUGAGGGACAUCACCACCUACCACACUCUAUUCCUGCUGUGUAUCUUGGGCUCGUUGGCGUUGCUGGUGCUGAUCCUUCUCUGCGUGCUCCUCUACUACUGCAGGCGAAAGUGCUUAAAACCUCGUCGUCAGCAGGGAAAACCUCACUCCACCACUCUAAACGGUGCCAAAAGGGACCAAGGCACAUCCAUGUCACGCCUCAAUCUGAUAUGUGGUGGUCACGCAGAGUCUGGCCCGUCGAAUGAAAAACCUGAUAUGUCUCCAACUCGGGAUUACCACAGCUCAAGAGAAGACCUGACCAAACAUGUCCCAGUUCACAUGCUGCGGCAUGGAAAGGGAAAAAAUGGCUCACAGCGUGGCGAGAGCUUCCCUAUGAAGGUGACAAGGGCAACAGAGACCAACAACUUGGACAACCCUUUGCUCCAUGAUGACUACAGUCGUAGCCACAACGCAAAUGACAAUCGUGCUUACGCCUCUGACCCACCGUCCCCUCCUCGCUUCCAAGGCUAUGUGCCAAGCCAGUCAGACAAACCUCCAGAGUAUUCAGCGGCGGCAGCUGACAGCCUCGCCAGACCCACCUCCUUGAACACCCAGCCCGGGCAAAUCAUCUUCUGCAGCUCCAUUGAUCAGAUGAAGGAGAACAUGUACCGCAGUAUGGUGCCAACUUUGGUCAUUCCUGCACACUACAUGCGCCUGCCUUCUGAGUUUGCAAAUAAUGAUGGAAAGGAUCAAAAAGACCAGGACAAAGAAGGAGGCCAGAUGGGUGGAAGCCAGCAACACCAUCACCACCACUCCCAAAAACAAGGUCAGCAGCAGCAGCAUCAACAAGGUGGCUUGCAAGGCGAUGACUCUGAGGAGCAGAGCUGGGUGUCUGACUCACCUGGUGGGCCUGUGACUAUCCCUGUGCUCUUCAAUGACUCCACUAUGGCGCAGAUGAAUGGAGAGCUGCAGGCUCUCACUGAGAAGAAGCUACUGGAGCUGGGAGUCAAGCAACAUCCCAGGGCCUGGUUCAUCUCACUAGAUGGACGUGCAAAUGCCCAUGUUCGCCACUCUUACAUUGAUGUGGCUAAUGACCUUAGUGGUGGCGGAGGAUUCGGAGUUGGAUUUGCCAGUGGCCAGAGCACCGCUCACCGAGAAAUCAACCUGGAGCCACCUCUGGAGGCUCAUGAGCGUAAAUCUGGAGUCAACAAGAAGGUAAAGGAUGAACGGUGGGGGACAGGGGGAAGAAAGACGCACGGCAUUGGAAACAGCGGCGGAAAAACAUAUUCCAAGUUGGCGUACCCAGACCACAGUGACCCAAGCAGCAGUGAGGGACGCCCUGUGUCCCCUGAAGAGAACUCCCUUACCCCUCUACUGGAUGAAGGUACGUCCUCACGGGGUUCAACCAUCCCCAGGAAAGGACGCAGCCGCGUGAACAGCAGCCGCAGCAGCAACAGUGAGAACCGCCGCGACUCCAUGACCAGUCCGGAAGAUGAUUCUGAAGACAAAGAUGAGAAUAAGAAGAGCCCAUGGCAGAAGAUUGAAGACCGGCCACUAAUGGUGUUCCACCCAAGAAAAUAGGAAUCCUUCACCGAGGACACUGAACCUUCCUAUUAAGGGACUAAGAAGUGGUGAACUCACACGAUAAGCACAAGCAUCCGUCACUGGUCCACCCCCAGUUGUGCUCCUGGUGCUUGUACACCACAAGUUCCCACUGUACGAAACACAGGAACCUUCCCGGUUUAUUGUGAGCCUUGUCAACACUGAAUCACCACCUGAGCCGUUUUCUGUCCUGGACAUAGCCAUGUGACUCUGCAAAUGGAAAGCACUUAUGAAAAGACUUGCUCCUUGGAAUAUGUUUGAAGGUUGUUUGAACAGAUCACUGUAAUGUGGACUUAACUUUCAUGUUUCUAUCCUCGGUUUUCCUCUUGAUAGUGUAAGAACAUGUACUGUGGACCAUUUUUACUCAAACUGCAUAGAAUCUAGGUUAAAUGUAGGAUUUCCUUCAACAGUCUUGUGAAGAUUGUGUGGCGAAAAACAUCUACAGUGGGUUGAAUAUGAUGUGCGCUUCCUUAUCUCAUUGGUCACAUGUCAACCGUGAAGCAUGUGGAUUUGGAACACAAGUAGUUCUGAUGAUAGACUCUCACCUUUAGCAGUGACAUUAAGUGUCAACAACACCAAUUGGUGUAGCAGUAAACACCUUCUUAAAUAUAUUCUGAAGGCAGGGCUAAUCAGUUAUGAAUGACAUUUCAAAAUAAGUUGUCAAACUGGACUGGUCUGAUGCCAACUGAGGUGACAAUCAAGCUGAACCAGCAUCUGACAUGUUUAGGUCAGCACUACUGCAGUGAGAGUUGACAUCCACAGUCUUCAAUUGGAUGUAGACCCAUUGACACCUGUAAGACGACUGUAGCUGUCUUGAGAGUUCAGCUUGGCCACUCUUAAAUACUGCUGCCAUUUCAUCGCGACACGGCACUGAAAUAGCUAACUACCGCUGUUAUUGAAGGAGUUGCAUGGUCUCCUGAUGUAGUGAAACACCAGCUAAAUCAGUCUGAGGGACAUUCACAUAGGUUUAUUGUGGUGGGAUUUUGGAGCAGCAAUCCAUGCACACUUCAGAGGCAUGAACAGCUCUUUAGCUUGCUGCACUACCACAACAAAAACUGGACUUAAUCCACGCCUCUUGUGCAGCAGGUAUGAACAAUCCUUAACAGUUCAAGGCUGCCUCUUCAAAUAGACGGCCCAAACCUGCUCAGUUCAGUCGUACAAACCAUCAAGAUGUCUUUCUGAAAAUCUUGAAUCCCUUCUAAGUACUUGUAAAAUGUUGCUCUCUCAUAAAUGGCCAGAUGUUCCUCCAUAUUCAUGCCAUUAUUUAGAUUGUUGUGGACUUUUCUCCAUGUGAUUUCUGCCAUGUAAAUAGAGUCCAUCAAGCCAGAUAGGUUGCGUGCAUGCUCGAAUGUAUGAAAGGAGACAGCGGAGGACCCCCACUUAAGUCUUUCAUGCUCCUUAUUUAAGGGUAAUUGCCAAGAAUUUUGGUUACAUGCCGGAAUUAAACACACUACUUGAAGCUAGCUGUACACUGAGAUAAACGGUGAUGAACUGGAAUGGGCCUAAACCACUUCUCUCCUACAAGUGCCUUCUUCACACAGGAUCUAGUGAUAGGCAUGGAUGCCCCAUGUAAAAGUGCAGCCAUCUUUAAUACAGCAUGACACCGACAAGCACACUUAGCUGUGGUACCACCGUGUCACUACUGCGAGCAUGUGGGCCAAAACUUCUCACCCCACCCCAACUGUUGAUACUUGUAUUUUCUCGCUCUCUUUUCACCAAACUUGUAUAUUGAACGUUAAACUAUAUGAGAUUUUAUGUGUGUGCGACGUGCAUGUAACGUGUAGAGUAGCCAACUACUUUAAAUGAUCAAGGAUGUUUUGGCAGAAUUGUCAGGUUGCGUUGCCAAAUUAUCAGACACUGAAUACAUAAAAUUCACUUCCGGUCGUAAAUGUUUACAAGAAAAUCAACUUGCUAUCUGCUGUAAGUCACGUUCCCCUGUAAACUAUCAUCUAGAAUGUUACUUCUCAACUGGUCCAAGCUGUAUGCAAUGCCAAAACUAUCUCAAGUUGUGUUCUCUUAAGGUCAUUUCGAUAGUGAUUGCACUACAACUGAAAAAAGACAGAUGUAUUGGCUCUCCAAACUGAAACACGCAGCUUGUAUUUCUUAAAAUCCUCUAAAACCAGCACAAAGAGAACAGGCACUCUUUUUU
Synchiropus splendidus (mandarinfish) is the source of this 4740-nucleotide messenger RNA. RefSeq names its product protein FAM171A2. The transcript is spliced from 7 exons. Lineage: Eukaryota; Metazoa; Chordata; Actinopteri; Syngnathiformes; Callionymidae. Bases 123 to 2570 code for a protein of 815 amino acids. The record is from RefSeq and is a predicted model, not a curated record.